Molecule: messenger RNA, 2076 nt
Organism: Thalassophryne amazonica
Lineage: Eukaryota; Metazoa; Chordata; Actinopteri; Batrachoidiformes; Batrachoididae
Product: speckle-type POZ protein-like A
Exons: 11
Coding region: 206-1384 (392 amino acids)
Biological process (GO): proteasome-mediated ubiquitin-dependent protein catabolic process; regulation of proteolysis
Cellular component (GO): cytoplasm; nucleus
Molecular function (GO): ubiquitin protein ligase binding
Source: RefSeq, a predicted model, not a curated record
UUCGACACAUGCUUCAAAGCUGGUGUACCAGACGUAGCAUCAGUACAAAGAAACCCUGGGAAGAGACUGAGUGAAUAAGAGUGUAAAGUAGCGGAGGGUGAAAGGAGCCACUGUGACACAAAGCUCAAUGUGUUAUUUCAUAUUUAUGGAAGUGUGAAAUCCAAAGUUUGUGUUUUUUAGAGCACAAGUGAAACAGAAGUUGGUGAUGUCACGGGUUCCUACCCCCCCACCACCUGGGGAGAUGUCAAGUGGACCUGUGGCAGAGAGCUGGUGUUACACACAGGUCAAAGUUGUGAAAUUUUCAUACAUGUGGACCAUAAACAACUUUAGUUUUUGCAGAGAAGAAAUGGGGGAGGUGUUGAAGAGCUCAACCUUCUCCUCUGGCCCGAAUGACAAAAUGAAAUGGUGUCUGCGAGUCAAUCCAAAGGGGCUUGAUGAUGAAAGCAAAGAUUAUCUGUCAUUAUAUUUACUUCUUGUUAGUUGUCCAAAAAGUGAAGUCAGAGCAAAGUUCAAAUUUUCGUUGUUGAAUGCUAAAAGAGAGGAGACAAAAGCAAUGGAAAGCCAAAGAGCGUAUAGAUUUGUUCAAGGCAAAGACUGGGGCUUUAAAAAAUUUAUAAGGCGAGAUUUCCUCCUUGAUGAAGCUAACGGGCUCUUACCAGAUGACAAGUUAACCCUAUUCUGCGAGGUAAGCGUUGUCCAAGAUUCCGUUAACAUUUCUGGGCAGUCCAACAUGAACAUGCUGAAGGUACCAGAGUGUCAGCUGUCUGAUGACCUAGGGAAUCUUUGGGAGUGUUCACGGUUCACAGACUGCAGUCUCUACGUGGGAGGGCAGGAGUUCAAAGCGCACAAAUCCAUCCUUGCUGCAAGGUCUCCAGUGUUUAAUGCUAUGUUUGAACAUGAAAUGGAAGAGAGUAAAAAGAACCGUGUUGAUAUUAGUGAUGUGGACCCGGACGUCUUUAAGGAGAUGAUGGGAUUCAUCUACACAGGAAAGGCUCCAAACCUCGAGAAAAUGGCUGACAAUUUGCUGGCAGCUGCAGAUAAGUAUGCUCUGGAGCGUUUAAAGGUCAUGUGUGAAGAGGCCUUGUGCAACAGCCUUUCAGUGGAAAACGUGGCCGACACCCUCAUCCUCGCAGAUUUGCACAGUGCCGAGCAGCUCAAAGCACAAGCCAUAGAUUUUAUCAACAGGUGCAGUGUCCUGAGACAGCUGGGCUGUAAAGAUGGAAAGAACUGGAAUAGCAAUCAUACCACAGAUAUAAUGGAGACUGCAGGCUGGAAGUCAAUGAUCCAGUCCCAUCCUCACUUGGUAGCCGAGGCCUUCCGCGCCCUGGCGUCAGCACAGUGCCCCCCCUUCGGCCCUCCCAGGAAGCGUUUAAAACAGUCCUGACUCUGACUCCUCCCCAGGACUGGACUGGUUGUGUGACGUAUUGGGUUUACAAAAGAAGGACUAGGGAUGGCACCACUCAAUUCCCCCCCCCCCCCCCCCCCCCCCCCCCAAAACUGAACACACUUGAAUAAAGAAUUGUGGAGCCUAAGGCCAGGGAUGUGGAGGCACCGGGCCAACUGACUUCAAAGGAACGGGCUUAAAUUGGUUCACACAGCAUUGCUUUCUUGCUUUUCUGCCCCGACUGAAUUUUGCUCAGCCCGGGUGGCGAGUCGUCUGCAACUGUGUUUUUUUGUUUUCUUUCUUUCUUUCCAUAAUUUUCAAAAUGGCCUUAAUAUAUCUGCCAUUGUUCUGGAGCUGCUCCAGAGUACAUCUCUUUUACUCCGUGCCUACCUUGUCACAAAGACCAGGCCUCCUCCACGUUGCACUAGUUCCUGUGAAGUCAUUUUGAUAUGGAGUUCUAUAGGAACAUAACAAAGGUUUAACUAUAUGGGAAAUACUAUAUAUUUGUAAUGUUUAGCUCGUUUUGUGACUAGACAUUAAAAAAAGCAUGUACACUUUCAGUGCAAGGUUGGUUCUUUACACUUUUUAAAAGAUGUGUAUGCCCCAUAUUGAUGGCACCAUUUCUGUGACCGAUGAACAAUCUUCCGAAGACCAGUGUAUACGAAAGUGUGUUCUGUUGCGUAUUUGUGGAA